Botrytis deweyae is the source of this 207-nucleotide messenger RNA. RefSeq lists its product as uncharacterized. Lineage: Eukaryota; Fungi; Ascomycota; Leotiomycetes; Helotiales; Sclerotiniaceae. The coding region runs from base 1 to 207 and encodes 68 amino acids. The transcript is spliced from 2 exons. The record is from RefSeq and is a predicted model, not a curated record.
AUGCUGUCAGAUGAUGAUUCCAGACAUCUUCUGUAUGUUUGCGCAGGCCUCAGUACGUUCACAGCCUACAAGCACACAUCUCUAGGCUUCAGUGAUCUUUUCCCCAAAAUCGAUCGGGGAAUCGGCUCUUCAGAGCCUCUGACGGCCUUCUCCGCAAAAAGCAAUUUCCUGCAGGUUGGCGCUUCUUGGGCUCUCAUUGAAGUCUGA